UUGUGCUUGUUGAUUCUAUUAAAUCAGCCGACAGAUUAUUAGUGAUCCUAACAGAUCAUUUGGGAGCUUUACUGAUCUGGUUUAGUGGAACUUAAUCAGAGUAAACAUGUCCUCUAGCUGUCGCAGACCGGAGCACAUGGCACCUCCAGAGGUGUUCUACAAUGAGAAAGAAGCAAAGAAAUACUCUCAAAACUCUCGCAUGAUCGAGAUCCAGACUCAGAUGUCAGAAAGAGCGCUGGAGCUGCUGAGCCUACCUGAAGAUCAGCCGUGCUAUUUGCUGGAUGUCGGCUGUGGCUCUGGGCUCAGUGGUGAUUAUUUAUCAGAAGAAGGACAUUACUGGGUCGGUGUGGACAUCAGCACUGCCAUGUUAGAUGUUGCUAUAGACAGAGAAGUUGAAGGAGAUCUUGUACUAGGAGACAUGGGACAAGGAAUGCCUUUCCGACCUGGCACUUUCGAUGGCUGUAUCAGUAUCUCAGCCUUGCAGUGGCUCUGUAAUGCAGAUAAAAAGACACACAGUCCACCAAAGAGACUCCACAGCUUCUUCAGCACACUGUACUCCUCACUGGUAAGAGGUGCCCGUGCGGUUUUCCAGGUUUAUCCUGAAAAUUCAGAACAGCUGGAGCUGAUCACAACUCAGGCCAUGAGAGCAGGGUUCACAGGAGGCAUGGUGGUCGACUACCCCAACAGCAGCAAAGCCAAAAAAUUCUUCCUCUGCCUGUUUGCCGGCGUGUCCGGUGUCCUGCCCAAGGGUUUGGGGUCUGAGACUGUGGACAAAGAUGUUUCAAAUCAGGCCCAGUUCACAGGACAGAGGUCUCGCUUCAAAAACAUGAAGGGCAAGUCAGCGAAGAAAAGCAAGGACUGGAUCAAGGAGAAAAAGGAGAGGAGACGACGCCAGGGCAAGGAGGUAAGGGCGGACACGAAAUACACCGGACGCCACAGAAGACCUCGAUUCUAAAAGCCCCCUGUGGUUUUGGGCUACAUCUGGAUCAGACCUGUGUGUUCAGAUGGACUUGAUUUUAGCCGUGUGGAUCUGCUCUGGUUCUCUGGCUCAUAUAAAAGACUUCAUACAGCUUUAUAAAUAAAUGUGGCAAAACUAGUCGGGAUAAAUGAAUCAUCUGACUGGUUUUAUUUACCCUGUAAACAAUUUCAGGAUGUUUUAUUGUAACGUUAAAAGCAUAAAAUCCUUGUCGUGAAAUUAAAAUCUCAUGCUGCUUUUC
Messenger RNA from Trichomycterus rosablanca, 1217 nucleotides. It is a transcript of the gene bud23, whose product is annotated as BUD23 rRNA methyltransferase and ribosome maturation factor. Gene Ontology annotation, molecular function: rRNA (guanine) methyltransferase activity. NCBI's taxonomy places the organism in Eukaryota, Metazoa, Chordata, Actinopteri, Siluriformes, Trichomycteridae. The coding region runs from base 107 to 955 and encodes 282 amino acids. Gene Ontology annotation, cellular component: nucleolus. The transcript is spliced from 12 exons. The record is from RefSeq and is a predicted model, not a curated record. Gene Ontology annotation, biological process: rRNA (guanine-N7)-methylation.